AUGGAGACCGUCUUAGUCGUCGGAGCAACUGGCAAUAUCGGCAUCGCUGCCAUCCUCGGAGCCCUGCGAGCCAAACGCAACGUGCUUGCAAUUGUACGGAAUCAGGCCUCCGCUGCCAAGUUGUUCCAGAAUGUCCCGUCGAAAGACGGCAUCACGAUCGUUGAGGCUGAUAUCGUAUCCGAGGAAGGAGUUAAGGGCGUUGUUAAUCAGGUCAGGGCUGGGAAGCUGCCUGCCUUCCAACACGUUUACGCUGCUGCUGGUGGCGCAUAUGGCGCGACUCCAUUACUGGAUCUCAGUACCAGUGAAUUGCGCAGAUUCCUAACUCUCAACUUCGAAACGAACUUUAUCGCCUACCGUGAAACCAUCCCAUAUCUGCUAGAGCAGAAGGGCUCAACCUCCUUCACCCUCUGUACCGGAUCACAGGGCGACAUCGGUGCUCGCGCAGCGCCAGCAAUCUCCCAGGGUCCUCUGUUCUCACUAUCGAAUGUAGCUUGUCGUGACAACGAGAAAACCAGCGUCCGAUUCAAUGAGGUGUACCUUGGGGCCCGCGUGGAGAUUGAUUCAGUGGCUGAGGGAACAGGGGCAAUAAAGUCAUCGGAAUUCGCGGAUGUGUAUACUGAGCUCCUUUCCCGGCCGGAAAUAAAGAGCUCUCGUAUAAGUGUAGCCACAAAGGAUGAUCUAAAGGAUUUGAAGCACAACAAGAAGAUCGUAUAUUAA
Molecule: messenger RNA, 717 nt
Organism: Talaromyces rugulosus
Lineage: Eukaryota; Fungi; Ascomycota; Eurotiomycetes; Eurotiales; Trichocomaceae
Exons: 3
Coding region: 1-717 (238 amino acids)
Source: RefSeq, a predicted model, not a curated record